CAACACACAAACCAUACCACUUUACACCAACAAAAAAAAUGAAGAAAACUCCAUCAUCUUCAACCUUAGGUCCAGAAGGUUUAGACAUAGCACAAUCCUUCUUCAAACCCAUCCAACACUCCUCCCCACCACCCCUAACCACCCGAACCACCAAAAUCACCGUGGUCGGUGUUGGCAACGUGGGCAUGGCAAUAGCCCAGACCAUCCUAACCCAAGGACUCGCCAACGAGCUCGCACUCGUCGACGUAAACUCCGACAAACUACGCGGCGAAAAGCUUGAUCUCCAACAUGCAGCUGCAUUCCUCCCACGUACCAACAUCACUGCAUCAGUUGAUUACUCCAACACCGUUGGAUCUGAUCUUGUUAUUGUUACAGCUGGUGCCCGACAGAUUGUUGGGGAGUCUAGGUUGAAUUUGUUGCAGAGGAAUGUGUCUUUGUUUAGGAAGGUGAUACCGCCUUUGGCUGAGAGGUCGCCUGAUGGGAUAUUAUUAGUUGUGUCGAAUCCGGUUGAUGUUUUGACUUAUGUGGCGUGGAAACUGUCGGGGUUCCCGUCGAAUCGGGUUAUUGGGUCGGGUACGAAUUUGGAUUCGUCGAGGUUUAGGUUUUUGAUUGCUGAUCAUCUUGAUCUUAAUGCUCAGGAUGUGCAGGCUUACAUAGUGGGGGAACACGGUGACUCAUCGGUGGCGUUAUGGUCAAGCAUAAGCGUUGGAGGGGUGCCGAUACUUAGCUUUUUAGAGAGGCAACAAAUUGCAUACGAGAAGCAAACACUUGAGAAGAUUCACAAAGAAGUUGUGGAGGGUGCAUAUGAGGUAAUAAGCUUGAAAGGUUACACGUCUUGGGCCAUCGGCUACUCAGUGGCUAGCUUGGCUCGAGCCAUACUAAGGGACCAACGUAGCAUCCACCCUGUUUCGGUAUUAGCCAAAGGGUUCUAUGGCAUUCAUGGUGGUGAGCCGUUUCUUAGCUUGCCUGCACAGUUAGGGAGGAGUGGAGUGUUGGGAGUGACGAAUGUGCAUCUUACUGAGGAGGAGGAAAAACAACUUCAAAAGUCUGCUAAGACCAUUUUGGAACUACAAGCCCAAUUGGGCAUAUGACUUGAUAUGUAUCAUGUAUUGUGUACCAUUUUCAUAUGUGAAAUGCUUAUUUAUAUAUUUACAAGAUUAUCUCUUAAGUA
Molecule: messenger RNA, 1171 nt
Organism: Helianthus annuus (common sunflower)
Lineage: Eukaryota; Viridiplantae; Streptophyta; Magnoliopsida; Asterales; Asteraceae
Product: L-lactate dehydrogenase B-like
Exons: 2
Coding region: 39-1091 (350 amino acids)
Biological process (GO): carboxylic acid metabolic process
Cellular component (GO): cytoplasm
Molecular function (GO): L-lactate dehydrogenase (NAD+) activity
Source: RefSeq, a predicted model, not a curated record